This is a messenger RNA of Lachnellula hyalina, 738 nucleotides long. RefSeq lists its product as uncharacterized. NCBI's taxonomy places the organism in Eukaryota, Fungi, Ascomycota, Leotiomycetes, Helotiales, Lachnaceae. The record is from RefSeq and is a predicted model, not a curated record. The transcript has 4 exons. The coding region runs from base 1 to 738 and encodes 245 amino acids.
AUGUACAAAUACACCCUCUUUUUAGCUCUCUUGAGCGUCGCCGCCGCGCAAAGUACUACCAGUCUUUUACUUAUUGGAUUUGAUCAACAAGAUAUUGUUGCUUCAAUCGUAGGAUCGGAUGCCACAGCAACAACUUUUGCUAUCGCCUGCGGUGAUCCUGACAGCGAUGAUUGUGGUGUUCCAACAUCUUUUACCUUUACCCAAGGACCCUCUACCAUCCAUUAUGAUUACCAUGAUACCGACGACGGAUCGGACGAAUCGAUCGGCCUGGGAUGUAUGGUGACCUCCUCUGACCACGGCGUAUGCACCGGAAGCAUGGUGGGCAACUUUGACGGCACCAGCACCAGCACUUCAUAUAGCACAUCUUUCAGCACCGGCGCAUCAGACUAUGUACAAUAUCAGGCAGUAACCAUCACUGCUGGUGCAGCUGGAAGCUCUGCGUCUACAGCCGCUUCGACAACGCAAGGAUCAUCAGAUGCAGUUUCUGCGACAAAGAGUGCAAGUGGGAGUGCAGCAUCUCAAACAUCUGGUAUGACAACUGCAACGUCGCCGGGGGCUUCAGGAACCAAGACUUCAGGAGCGUCGAGCUCGGCUGCUGCUUCUGCUUCUUCUGCUUCUGCUUCUUCUGCUUCUGCUUCUGGCUCUGCUGUAAGCACAGCAGGUAUGGCUAUGGUUACUGGCAGUCCUCGGUGGGUUUUGGGUGGUGCGGCCGCUGCACUGGCUUUGGCUGCGAUGUAA